AUGGCAGAAAGCGCUCCUCCUGCAGCUGCCGUGACCAAAGCGGCCAAGAAGAAAUCAGCAGCUAAACGCAAGAGAACGGGCCCAAGCGUCGGCGAGCUCAUCGUCAAGGCUGUGUCCGCAUCUAAGGAGAGGAGCGGUGUGUCCCUCGCCACCCUGAAGAAAGCGCUCGCUGCCGGUGGCUACGAUGUGGAGAAGAACAACUCCCGUGUCAAGAUCGCCGUUAAGAGUCUGGUGACUAAAGGGACCCUGGUCCAGAACAAAGGAAUCGGCUCCUCCGACUCGUUCAAACUCAACAAGAAACAAGCCGAGAUCAAGACAAAACCUGCCAAUAAAGCCGCUCCUAAAGCCAAGAAGCCCGCAGCCAAGAAACCUGCUGCCGCUAGGAAGCCCAAAACCGCAGCAGCGAAGAAGCCCACCGCUAAGAAAUCUCCGAAGAAGGCCAAGAAUCCCGCUGCUAAAAAGACAACAAAGAGCCCAAAAAAAGCAAAGAAACCAGCGACUCCUAAGAAAGCAGCCAAGAGCCCUAAAAAAACCAAGGCAGCCAAACCCAAGACACAAGAGAAUCAGCCAAUAUGUGGGGCCAACUUCACGGAGGCCACCAUACCAGUCUUCACCUCUCUUAAUCUCCUCCUCCAGAGAGAAAAUUCAUCUAUAUUUCUAUUGCAAGAUGAGAUGAUUAAAUUCAUCCGCAAGCUCUGCUUCAUCUUGCCCACAGUACUACAGACCCAUCACAAGCCUCACACCAUCCCAUCAGUGAAUAAGGAAAACCAUCUGCCUGGUAAUAAAAUACCAUAA
Molecule: messenger RNA, 795 nt
Organism: Sinocyclocheilus rhinocerous
Lineage: Eukaryota; Metazoa; Chordata; Actinopteri; Cypriniformes; Cyprinidae
Product: histone H1-like
Exons: 5
Coding region: 1-795 (264 amino acids)
Biological process (GO): chromosome condensation; nucleosome assembly; negative regulation of DNA recombination
Cellular component (GO): nucleosome; nucleus
Molecular function (GO): nucleosomal DNA binding; structural constituent of chromatin; double-stranded DNA binding
Source: RefSeq, a predicted model, not a curated record